GUUUUAUUUAUUUUCUGCCGAAGCUUCAACACUUAAAUAGCGGGCGAAUUGUGGUUAUACGUUCAGUUGCCUAUCAUCAGCUCCAUGAAAUGGCAUCUUUGCCCUACUUCCUAAGCCUAAUUGUGCCGCUUUUUAUCCUGCAAGUACCUCAGCCAGGCGAUUGCUCGCAGCAGGCUGUCUUUCGGAGGUCCAAACAAAAAUACCUCGCGAAUAAUGUUAUCGAGACAAAACAAGCAGAGACCGAGUCGGAAUGCGGGAUGUAUUGUGUUCGACAUGAAACAUGUGCGUCGGCAAAUUACAAAACGUCUGGAAUCGGCAAAGGUCGUUGUGAACUCAACACCAUAUCCAGCGAUGCAGAAAAAGAAACGAACCCUGAAUUCAACCACCUUGUUAUUGUCAAGAGAAGUUCUGCUGAAAGAAGUGAAGAACCGUCACAGGCUACACCAGAAACGCUGAACGCGUCGACGAUUACGUCUCCGAUAAAGAAGGAAAAGAAAGAGUCUUUCAUCUCCUGCAAAGAUAUCUUAGCAAAAUACAAAAAUUCCAUUAAUGGGGAGUACAGGCUAAAGUCGAACACUUCAGAUGAAAUUUACGACGUUUAUUGUCACAUGACUAAUAUCACGACGUGCGGUGGAGGAGGCUGGUCACUAGUGUUGAAGAUAAACGGAGAAAAUCUAACAUUCGCUCACCAUUCUUCCCUGUGGAUGAACAACGAGACAUUAGCAGUUCAAGAUGGUUUGGAAGGAUUAGAAGAGAAAGAAAGCAAGUUGGCUUCGUACUGGAAUACUCCGUUCACAAAAAUAUGCCUUGGUAUGUCUUAUAACGGACACAGACACUGGAUGGUUUUUAAUUACACCGCAAGUUCGCUGUACAGCGUGAUCGCAGACAGAAAAUUUACAGAAACGACCGCUGGUGCAGCUGCUUGGAAGUCUCUGAUCUCAAGUUCAAAUCUACAAGCCAACUGCAAUAAAGAGGGGUUUAAUGUACGGGCAAAUGGCGGUUCUUUAAGAUCACGCAUCGGAAUUUUUGCUAAUGGCGAGAAGGGGUGUGAAACGUGCGAGUCUUGGCUGGGAUUCGGCAGUGGGUACUACUAUAAUGGAAUUAGCCAAAAAAUGGUCCUUUCCUGUGGUAAUAUUUUUCCAGUUGCCAUUGAUGACGAUGAUGAUGAUGAUGAUGAUGAUAAUGGUGACAUCUCUGCAAAAAAUGGUAAUAAACAUUUCGCCGCAUUUGGAUACAUUUUUGUUCAGUAAAAACGAACCGUUAAACGAUUAUGAAUUGAUAAGUCAUUGAUACGUUCAAUAUUUAAAAAAACUCUUAAAUUAUAACUAAUGUGAUUAUGUGAUUUCGAUAUCUGUGGAUAUAUGCUUAAUGAUGGCCAUGCAUGCAAUAUACAUCAAUUACAAGCUUCAAACGGCACAGGCUUGUACUGAUAUUACCAUAUGUAAUAUUCUUUGUUGAC
Dendronephthya gigantea is the source of this 1459-nucleotide messenger RNA. RefSeq lists its product as uncharacterized. Gene Ontology annotation, molecular function: oligosaccharide binding. The coding region runs from base 90 to 1250 and encodes 386 amino acids. Lineage: Eukaryota; Metazoa; Cnidaria; Anthozoa; Malacalcyonacea; Nephtheidae. The transcript has 5 exons. The record is from RefSeq and is a predicted model, not a curated record.